Messenger RNA from Aureococcus anophagefferens, 750 nucleotides. RefSeq lists its product as hypothetical. The coding region runs from base 1 to 750 and encodes 249 amino acids. The transcript has a single exon. Lineage: Eukaryota; Pelagophyceae; Pelagomonadales; Pelagomonadaceae. The record is from RefSeq and is a predicted model, not a curated record.
AUGCAGCGCAAAUUCUACGACCCCGCGGCGCAGGAGCUCGUAUCCGGGAACCACGUCAUCCACAACGACGCCGCGGAGUACUGGGGCAUGAUCCUGAAGCCCGUCGUGCGGGACCCGCGCGUCUGGCGGGGGAAGCGCGCCCUCGACGUCGCCUGCGGCGGCGGCCGCAACGUGGCGAACCUGCUGCGCCUCGCGGCCUGGGACCGCGUCGACGGCUGCGAUUUGGUGGCGCGGCACGUCGAGGGCGCGCUCGCCUUCGUCGGCCGCGACGGCUGGGACCGGUCCAAGUUCCAUGCGUGGCAGUCGGCCGGCGCGGGGCUCGCGGCCACCGACGGCCGGGCCCCCGCGCCCGUCGACGAGUACGACUUCGUCAUGUCGACGAUCGCGCUGCAGCACAUCUGCGUCUACGUCGUGCGCCGGGGCAUCCUCGAGGACAUCCUCGCGGCGCUGCGGCCCGGCGGCCUCGUGUCGCUCCAGAUGGUGUACCGCGCCCCGCACGAGGCGCCGCUGGACCCGGCCAGACACGCGCCCUACGACGCGAACGUCUUCGACGCGAACGGCACGAACAGCGACCACGACGUCCGCGUCACGGACCUCGACCGCGUCGUCGAGGACCUCGAGGACAUCGGCUUCGUCGACGUCGAGUACGAGGCCGGCGGCUGGCACCUCGGCUACGUCGUCUCCUACCCGGACCAGUGGCUCAUCGUCUACGCGCGCAAGCCCGGGCCCGCGACGGAGCAGCGCGCGUAG